CUGGUCCCAGGGAGAUCGGCAGUGAGGAGCAGGGCUGUGUGCUGAGUUGCGGGUCGGCUUUGUUUCUCCUCCCAGCGCUGCCGCAGGUCAGCGGGCAUGGGUGGGGAGGGACACGCACUGUGCCAGCCGUGUGUUCCUCGGCGUGCUCCGAGAGCCAGGGCACCACCACAGUGCUCUGUGUGCCACCCUCUGUGCCACCCUCUGUGCCACCCUGUGUGCCAUCCUCUGUGCCAUUCUGUGUGCCACCCUGUGUGCCGCCCUGGCAGGAAUAUGACGGACCCCCGGGUGUGUGCUGGACAGAGGAAGCCCAGCCUGUCCUUUUCCAUUGAGGAAAUCUUAAAGAAACCUUCUGCCAGCAGUGUCCUGAGCAGUGAAACCAGACUGAGACCUCCGUCCCUAAAAGCAGGGUCAGGGGUGGCCUUUGAUUCCAGCAGCCAGAGACAGUCUGACUGUGGCUUACCUUCAGUCAGAAUGCUUCUUCCCACCACAUGUGCUGCACCCAUGGCCAAAGCAAGGAGAGUUCAGGCAGCUCACUGCAGAAGGCCUACUGCCAACCCAGUGUCCCUCCUGGGUCAGGACACGGGACGUGAAUGUCUGGAAGGCAAAAGGAAACAUGAGGAAGAGGAAGAUCAGCUAUGUGGUUUCCCAGUGGACCAUCCACUUCAUGCUGAGAGGAAAGGGAAACGAAGAAUCCGGACAACGUUCACAGCUGAGCAGCUCCAGGAACUGGAGAAAAUUUUCCAAGUGACUCACUACCCGGACGUCCAUAUUCGCAAUCAACUGGCAGCAAAGAUAAACCUCCCAGAAGCCAGAGUUCAGAUUUUAGAAGGAGUGCUUCAGAGACUGAAUAUUGGCUGGAGUGCCCCCUUUGCCCUCUAUCACUUGAUCUGGUUCCAGAAUCAGCGAGCAAAGUGGAGGAAACAUGAAAAGUUCGGGAACUUUGGUGGCCUUCAGCAUAUGACAGAAGUUGAUUUUGCUCCCAAGUCAGAUAUAACAGCUCCUAUCUUGAUGCCAAGAAAGCUCUCUGCUUCCUUUCCUGCCAUGGGAUACUACUCUCCACUGCAAGGACAGCUGACAACUGCCCGGCUGCCCAGCACGCUCUCCUUCGCUCCCCACCACGUGGAGCUGCUGCCCUUCCCAAAACCACACUUGCUCUUCCAUGUCCUGCCCCCUUACGGCUCGCUGCUACCCCACAAGUUGGAAAGGAGCAGCAUCUGUGCCAGCUCCUCUUAGAGGAGGACACAGGGUGUCUGGGGAGUGUGUUUCUCCCCAUGUUCUCCGUCAAGGUGUGCGGUUCCUCUCCUUGAACAAACCUGCUGGGAUGAUGGGUGGCAGUGGUGCCAGGUCACCGUGCUGGAGGACUGCUGCCGGGAGUUGCUGCAGCCCAAUGGAUGUGGGCAAGAGGCACCAAGGACCAGAAAGGAGCUCCUCAUCUCCCUGAGGAGCAGCACAUUCCAUGGAAACCCAGCCCUUCAGCCGAGAGCCUCUCCCCAGCGGGACAGUGCACCAAGCAGCUCUGUGGAAGGACUGGGAUUUUACUCAGCCACGAGACACUGGAUGACCCUAUUGCACUCAUGCCUUGGGGCAGGAAAGGUGCCUGGGAUAAAGUGUGCAUAGGCAUAAGGUCCAGAUAAAAGUGCUUUUCUCUGCAGGUUUUGGUCACUUUUCUCUUACAUUCUGGUACUGGGCUGCUGCAAAGAAUAUGUUUAGGUCAAAAAUCAAACUUUGAAGAUACCUUGUUUUUUUUUCCAAGUACUCAGUUGGUGGCGGGGAGGGGGAGGUUGUUUUGCUGUCUAUGUUUUUGACUUGAAUAAAGGGACACAAACACAAUCUGAGCUGAAAUACAACAGUCUGAGCUCUGGA
Messenger RNA from Cyanistes caeruleus (blue tit), 1863 nucleotides. RefSeq names its product intestine specific homeobox (gene ISX). Gene Ontology annotation, molecular function: DNA-binding transcription factor activity, RNA polymerase II-specific; RNA polymerase II transcription regulatory region sequence-specific DNA binding. NCBI's taxonomy places the organism in Eukaryota, Metazoa, Chordata, Aves, Passeriformes, Paridae. Gene Ontology annotation, biological process: regulation of transcription by RNA polymerase II. The record is from RefSeq and is a predicted model, not a curated record.